GCGCGACUUGUUCUUGACUCCCAUGUUGAAGGUGCCUGCCAUAUCCAUCACAAACCCGACACCUCCUCGACCACCGGCGGGCAUAAUGCUGACGGCUUCAGCGUCGAAGAACCCAGGUCCCAAACCCGCAUACCGUCUGCUAUACCGUGGUUCCCUUUCCCUGCCGGAUUCCCAUCUCUUGCUAGACGGUCUCACCUUCGCGGCAUCCUGGAGACACCCGAGUGCUGGACAUGACUUGCUAGAGAACCCUCUUGCUCUGGCGCUAGAGAGUAUGCGCGGCAGGCCUCAUCUGAGGUUCAUGGGUACGAUCGCUUUGAAGGACAUCUAUAUGGACCAAAGUGGGGACAUACAGCUUGACAUACACCGCGAUGCCGCAUUGUCGCGCCUCUACUUUGAGAACAUGUUCUGCCAGCUCCCAUUAUCAUCGUCCUCCACUUCCAUCCCUCAGUCCGAUAUUGGGGUGAAGAUUGCGCUCGGAGACAGUGACGGUCCCGAAACCACAUACAUGGUCGUCUACGCCAGACAACUCCCCGGCCAGGCCGAAAUUCAGCUCUCUGUAGCUCGUAUUACCGCCAAUCCUCCUCCCACAAACCACCUUCGCCUUCCUCGGCCUGACGACCCUACCCCGCGCAAGCCACCUCCAGUGUUAACGGCCAAGGGCACGGAUCUCAAGCGGGUGGCAAGCUCCGCAUCUCUUCAAUCAAACGGUGCCAAGCCUGGACCAGCAAAACGACAACGCCUUGAAUCCACGUCAUCCUUCAAAGUACCCGCGCUACCAAACAAGAGCGGCAAGGACAAAGGUCCCACCAAAGCGCCGCCUCCAGAGGUGGCGCAUGACCCAGACGACGUGUUUACUGAGGCACCGAAGCCAAAACUCAAGGCGAAGCCGAAGGACGAUGAUUUGGCAGAGAAAAAUAAGAUGAUCGUCAAGAAGGUCGCGGUCCAAGUGUUGACGAAGGGGAUCGGCUAUGGAGACCCGGAAUCGAGCCCGACGCCACCAAUACCAAAGUCGCACCCAGAAUUCAACGACUUGUACAGCUGGGUAUACAAGGGAGCUGCUUAUGCAUUGCGUGGAGAGAUGAAGGACGGGCCACUGCAGCAAGCGAGGGUCGAGAAAUUCGUGAAGAUGCAUGUAGGUAUGUAUGCACCAGGACUGGGUCGCGGAUGACAGCGGCCCUUAGCCUUCGUCUGCGACAUUGAGCUGUCGGCUUCCACUCGGCCUAGACCAUACUUACCUUAGCAUAUUUGGGUUAUCGACUUGCAUGAACACGGGACCAUUAGAUUCGCGAACACUCCCUUGAUUGGCCUUCGUCCUCUUUAG
Molecule: messenger RNA, 1321 nt
Organism: Schizophyllum commune H4-8
Lineage: Eukaryota; Fungi; Basidiomycota; Agaricomycetes; Agaricales; Schizophyllaceae
Exons: 5
Coding region: 23-1168 (381 amino acids)
Source: RefSeq, a predicted model, not a curated record